Molecule: messenger RNA, 1126 nt
Organism: Fimicolochytrium jonesii
Lineage: Eukaryota; Fungi; Chytridiomycota; Chytridiomycetes; Spizellomycetales; Powellomycetaceae
Product: ZPR1 zinc-finger domain-containing protein
Exons: 3
Coding region: 133-789 (218 amino acids)
Cellular component (GO): nucleus; cytoplasm
Molecular function (GO): zinc ion binding
Source: RefSeq, a predicted model, not a curated record
AUUUGGUGAUAACGCGAACGCCGUCCAAAACGACCGCUUCACGAGUUGGCGCUCUCUGGCUUCCCCCCGUGCACCCAGACCAACUUGCAUUACGAAUUUGCAACACAAAUCAGCACUUCAGCGAACCAAGCAAUGGCCGACACAAAGGAGAACUACAACGAGGCGGAUAACAGCGAGGUGGAAGCUGCGCCACAGGGCGAUCUAGUCAUUCCAAGACCAUGCCCAAUAUGCGGGGUGACUAUCAACGGGAAAGCCGCCCUGGUGGAAAUCCCCCACUUCAAGGAGGUGGCCCACCUGACACUGGACUGCGGGAACUGCGGGAACAAGACGGAGUCGUAUAAGAGCGGGCAUAGGGUGGAAGACAAGGGGACGAAGAUGACCUUGAAGAUGGAGAGCAAGAGGGAUUUUGAAAGGCUGGUUUUGAAGGGAGAGCACUGCACAAUGGAGAUCCCAUCCCUCGGCCUCGAGGUGCCACCAGAGGCCUUGCCAGCACGCUACAUGAGUAUCGCCGACUUCUUGCACCAGACCUUGACGGACGUGCUCCGACACGCUCAAGCAACAGGACGUGGGGGAAACAGCGACCUGAAGCAAUGGGUGCAAAAGAUGAUGGCUUUUAUGGACGGCGAUAUGUUGCCGGCCACGUUGAUUCUGACCGACCCGGCAGGGAACACCUACUUGGAGAGCUUCUCGGCCCCUGAGAAAGACGCCACAAUCGAAACGGAAGAAUAUGAGCGAAGCGUCGCGGACAACAAACGAGUCAAUGCGUCGUAUGAUAGCCCAUUUGCAUAGGAGAUAAGCCCCGCGAGAUGUAUUUAUCAGCAUGUAGUCCUAGCCCACGCCGUCAUCACGCGGCGGGAAGGUGGAUUGGCGUCCCGUUGCCAGCAGUAGCGCAUAUCGCAAGUAUAUACACAGCGUUUAGCUUAGUGUUAAAGCAUGGAAAUAUUGAUUCAUUCUACCUUCUGAUUCACUGUACGAACAUGAGAUGUAGCUUGACUUUGGGAUGCGACUCAGCUAUAGCCGGCGAGCCCCUGCCCCAAGUCACGAUUGCUUGAGACCAGCUUGGAAUAGGGGCAGGCUCGCAAUUCACUCUUCACGUCACGAUCGCUUGAGACCAGCUUGGAAUAGG